AGAGAUGGAAGCGUUCAAUUCGUGCAUCGAGAGCUGCCACACAAUUAAAGCACUAUUGCCAGAAUGGUGCAAUCAUCGUGUCAAAGUUGAAGAGGAGCUGCGUGAGCUUGCGCACCAGUUCGAAGAGUGGGAAGUGGAAGCAAUACGAAUUGCAAUUGGUUCGAUGGCUACAGGCAGUGAUGCCGGGGAAGGGUCAAGCGAUGGUGCACAACUACCCACUGUGAUGAUACAGAAGAUUCGGAAACGCAGGGGAGGCAGGUUCCGCAGGAAUUCCCAAAGGAAAGGGUUCGUGUUCAAGUUUGUCUGCAGUGAUUCACUUCGAAAACGCAUAGACGACACUGUAGCACUUCUGGAGAAGGAUAAAACUUUGACGGAGAAUCUCAUCAAAGCUAUCGAGACGCUCAAAGAAAAGGAAGUUCUCUUUUUAGAAAAGAUCGAUUAUGGCAGUUUUGAGGAAUCCCGAGAUUUCCUAGUGCCAAGUGAUACUGAUGCCUACACUUUGCUUGCCGUUGUAUGGCAUCUAAGUCGCCAAAACUUUUUCGAGCCCGAUUUUCUUUCCGACAUGCUCUGUAUGUUGGUGGAUUUAAAAUUGUCAUUGCAACUCGCCGAAGCUGUCAGAAACAUUAAGAAUUUGGCUGUAGAAGGUUCUCGAUGUCGCUGCCAAGUUCCAUCCCAGCUUCGCAGUCUCGCUGACAGUGCCAAAUGGGAAUGUCAGCAUUUACGUCACUUGAUCAUGGAAUAUCUACCAAUACCGUGAUUUCAAGUUGAUAUCUUCCUGUGUAUCUCUACACCGCUAUUAUGUUGUAUCUCAUUACGUGCCGUAAUUCACCUUGCACUAUUUAAGCAAUGGUGGAAUACCAUAUACUCGUUAUUUACUCCAUGACAUGUCCCAUAAGGCUAUAUACGUUUUUGUAUUUUCUGACUGUACUGCUUCGCCAUGGGGUUCAAAUCAGCUUCG
Molecule: messenger RNA, 958 nt
Organism: Cylicocyclus nassatus
Lineage: Eukaryota; Metazoa; Nematoda; Chromadorea; Rhabditida; Strongylidae
Source: the annotation of a GenBank genome assembly